Populus euphratica (Euphrates poplar) is the source of this 1764-nucleotide messenger RNA. RefSeq names its product 26S proteasome non-ATPase regulatory subunit 13 homolog B-like. Gene Ontology annotation, biological process: ubiquitin-dependent protein catabolic process. Gene Ontology annotation, molecular function: structural molecule activity. The record is from RefSeq and is a predicted model, not a curated record. The coding region runs from base 151 to 1311 and encodes 386 amino acids. The transcript has 6 exons. Lineage: Eukaryota; Viridiplantae; Streptophyta; Magnoliopsida; Malpighiales; Salicaceae. Gene Ontology annotation, cellular component: nucleus; proteasome regulatory particle, lid subcomplex; cytosol.
CCUUUUCCUUUUGUUGUCUUUGAGCUUAAGCCAAACAAACUAAACCCACAACUAACGAAGAAAUUAGAGAGACGCAUCACAAACAAACAAAUAUUAUUAACCCUCCGAAGCUCAAAACACAGAAAAAAGAUCUCUCAAUCAAUCGGCGCCAUGGCUGCUCUACAGUACUUGGAGACACAGCGCAGCGCGCAUCCAGAACUGGACGAGUGGUACAACUCACUUGCAGAUCUGUACCAGAAGAAGCUUUGGCACCAACUCACUCUCAAACUUGAACAGUUUGUCGCUCUCACCGUCUUUCAGGCUGGUGAUGCUCUAAUACAGUUUUAUCAUAAUUUUAUCACUGACUUUGAGACAAAGAUCAACCUUCUCAAGCUUGCACACUUUGCUGUUAUAGUUUCUCAGCGUUAUGCAGAGAAAGAAGCUGCCAUUAGCUAUCUUGAGGGGGUGAUUGAAAAGCUUCGAGCAACUAGAGAACAACGUAUAGAGGAACCAGUCCUCUACAUUAAGAUGCAAAUAGCCAUAUUCAAGCUUGAGCAGGGGGAUCAGAAAGAGUGCAAGAAGCUUUUAGAAGAUGGAAAGAGUACCCUUGACAGCAUGACUGAUAUAGAUCCAUCCGUGUAUGCCAGUUAUUAUUGGGUUUCGUCUCAGAACUAUAAACAUCAUCAGGAAUUUGCUGAGUUCUAUAAAAGCGCUCUUCUUUAUCUGGCAUAUACAGCAGUGGAGUCCCUCUCAGACUCAUUUAAGCUGGAUUUGGCAUUUGAUCUUUCUCUGUCUGCGCUUUUGGGGGAUAACAUCUACAACUUCGGAGAGUUGCUGGCCCAUCCUAUAAUAAAGAGCCUACUGGGCACUCAGGUUGAGUGGCUCUACUACAUUCUCCAGGCAUUUAACUCUGGUGACUUAGUUCGCUAUCAAGAAUUGUGCCGUGUGCACAACACUGCCCUGAGGGCCCAGCCAGCAUUAGUUCAGAAUGAGCAGAAGCUAUUAGAAAAGAUUAACAUUCUCUGCCUAAUGGAAAUUAUCUUUAGCCGUCCUUCUGAAAAUAGAACUAUUCCAUUAAAUGUUAUUGCUGAGCGCACAAAGCUUUCCAUUGAGGAUGUGGAGCAUCUUCUCAUAAAGAGUCUAUCUGUCCACCUUAUUGAGGGUAUAAUUGAUCAAGUUGAAGGAACAGUGCACGUUUCCUGGGUACAGCCAAGAGUUCUGGGGAUUCCACAGAUCAAAUCCUUGCGAGAUCGACUGGACAAUUGGUUGGAUAAAGUACACACUGCUUUGUUAUCAGUGGAGGCUGAAACACCUGAUCUAGUUGCGUCAUAAUUCCCCCCCAUUUCUUCUUCUUGAUUCCCUUUCAGCCUACUGUAACACUUUCUUAAUACAAAAGCCGGAUAUUGAUGGGUAGCAAAAAUGGAGAGACAAGCUGUAAGUCACAUGGGCAGUUGAGUCAAAUUUGUAUGCUUCCUUUCACAUUGCAGAAUCCUUUUUCCUGAAUCAUCAAUUUUUCUAAGAGGAGCUGCAUGUUUACGUUUUUCACUUGGGAUUUGUUGGCUAUAUAAUGUGGUCUGCCUGGAGGUAAGGUGAAUUUGAAUGCAAAGAAAAAAAGCUUUUCUACAUUUAGCAUGGUUAUUACUUGUUAGACCAUGUAUUGGUAUUUCUCGCUUAAGGCGUUCAAGAUGUGAUCCACUUAUUUGUGGGAGCAACUGCAUUUAAUUUCUGGUAGGCAUGCACCUGUUGGUUCUUUAAAUGCAUAAGCACUGCUGCUAAGUUGUUUCA